AUGUAUGAAUUCUCAUGGAAAGGGUUUUCCUGGGUCCUAGAAAAAGAUUUGGAUCUCGGUUCAAUCGGAGUUGAACAGAGAGAAGAUCUUUUGAAUCACGGAAUGAUUUUUUGGAAUCAUUUUUUGCUCAUCAAGUAUACCCCUACACCCAGCGACUUGUUGGAAUGCAUGUACCGUGGUAUGGCUGCACAGUGCCAUCCAAACCAGCCAGGCUUUGAUCAAAUCUUUACAAUCUACCUUAAACGAGAUUCAGAUGAUCUGGAUCCAAAGAACGUUUCAUUCUGUGGGAUUCAGGUCAAAAACCGGAAUACGACCAUCAAUGUAGAAGAUGAAAAUUACAGGACCGAUAGUUACUCAGGAAUUCAACUCAUGCAGCACAACCCUUACCUGAUCAUAUAUAUGAACUUGAACAGUCCUCAAGACACCAUAUCCACUCUACCUGAUCUUCCAAGUCGAACUACUUGCAGUGGCAGCAACAUUUGUAUUGAUGAAAACAAACGGCGAGCUUCUCUGUCAUUCGAUGGUCUGAAGAGUUUUAAAUUUCUCCACCAAGAUGUAAUUGAUGCCUUAAGAGACUUGAUCCAUGCUGAGCCGGAUUUCGUAGAACGUAAAACUAGCAAAAGUGGGAAACAAUACAGCAAGAUAGUUGACCCACACCUACAGAAAAACUAA
Messenger RNA from Puccinia graminis f. sp. tritici CRL 75-36-700-3, 672 nucleotides. RefSeq lists its product as uncharacterized. NCBI's taxonomy places the organism in Eukaryota, Fungi, Basidiomycota, Pucciniomycetes, Pucciniales, Pucciniaceae. The record is from RefSeq and is a predicted model, not a curated record. The transcript is spliced from 2 exons. The coding region runs from base 1 to 672 and encodes 223 amino acids.